GAGACGUUCCUGCCGUGGACUGGGCCGAGUUCAGUCAUCACUUUACGUACCGCGGUCGUUAAGUGAACACACGCUGCAAUUCAACGGCUGAAACACCUCUGGUGGAACACUCUCCUGACUUUUGAAUUUUAUCCUUCGCUGAAUUGAAACCAAAAACCAGCCAAAAUGGGAGGUGGUCUCGCAGAUCCAGUUGCAUUCAUUAAGGAUUUUGCUGCCGGCGGUAUUUCGGCUGCCAUUUCAAAAACUGCCGUUGCCCCUAUUGAACGUGUCAAGUUGCUCUUGCAAGUUCAACAUAUUUCCAAGCAAAUCUCUCCUGAUAAACAAUACAAGGGUAUGAUCGAUUGUUUCGUUCGUAUCCCACGAGAACAAGGUUUCCUUUCUUACUGGCGUGGUAAUUUGGCCAACGUUAUCCGUUAUUUCCCCACACAGGCGUUGAAUUUCGCCUUCAAGGAUAAGUACAAGCAGGUUUUCUUGGGCGGUGUUGACAAACACACACAAUUCUGGAGGUAUUUCUUGGGAAAUUUGGCAUCCGGUGGUGCAGCUGGUGCAACUUCACUUUGCUUUGUCUAUCCCUUAGAUUUCGCCCGUACACGUUUGGCCGCCGAUAUCGGUAAGACCGGCGCUGAGCGUGAGUUCUCGGGUCUUGGCAAUUGCUUAGUAAAGAUCUUCAAACACGACGGUAUUGUUGGCUUAUACCGAGGCUUCGGUGUAUCUGUACAAGGUAUUAUCAUCUAUCGUGCUGCAUACUUCGGCUUCUACGAUACAGCUCGUGGUAUGUUGCCCGAUCCUAAGAACACUCCUAUCUACAUCAGCUGGGCUAUUGCACAGGUUGUAACCACAGUUGCCGGUAUUGUCUCGUAUCCAUUCGAUACUGUCAGACGUCGUAUGAUGAUGCAGUCUGGUCGCAAGAAGACUGAAAUUGUUUACAAGAGCACCCUCCACUGCUGGUCCACAAUUGCUAAGACAGAAGGCACGAACGCCUUCUUCAAGGGAGCAUUCUCUAACGUUCUCCGCGGUACAGGUGGUGCAUUCGUGCUUGUACUUUACGAUGAAAUUAAGAAAUUCUUGUAAGUUAAUUGUAAUUACCCAAAAGUAAAGAAAGUAAACAAAAAAAAAACAU
This is a messenger RNA of Hermetia illucens (black soldier fly), 1120 nucleotides long. RefSeq names its product ADP,ATP carrier protein. Gene Ontology annotation, cellular component: mitochondrial inner membrane. Gene Ontology annotation, molecular function: ATP:ADP antiporter activity. Bases 166 to 1071 code for a protein of 301 amino acids. Gene Ontology annotation, biological process: mitochondrial ATP transmembrane transport; mitochondrial ADP transmembrane transport. The transcript is spliced from 5 exons. NCBI's taxonomy places the organism in Eukaryota, Metazoa, Arthropoda, Insecta, Diptera, Stratiomyidae. The record is from RefSeq and is a predicted model, not a curated record.